AUGGCAGAGAUCCUGAAGCCGGUCCCGCAAGAGGACCUGAAGCUGGCAGAAAAGAGUGAAAACUCCAUCGACAGCGCUACCCCUGAGGCUGCCGUCAUUGACCACAAUCCAGCGCUAGACAGGAAGCUGCUAUGGCGACGAGAUCUAGUCUUGAUCCCUAUCAUGGGUGUGCUCUACAUGCUUCUCUUCCUGGAUAGAACGAACAUUGCCAAUGCUCGUGCACUGGGAAUAGGUUCACCAAAUGGCUUGGAGGGCGCCCUUGGCAUGCCCUCCAAUGGCUAUAACGUCGCCCUGGUCAUCUUCUACGUGCCAUUCGUACUAGCUGAAAUCCCAGCCAACAUCAUCCUCACCAACAGCCAAAUCCCGCCGCGUUUCCUUCUUGGAGGGCAAAUGGUGAUUCUUGGUAUCCUCGGCAUGUGUCAAGGCUUGACCAAGUCAUAUGGAGGCCUUUUGGCUGUCCGAUUCCUCAUGGGAACUUUUGAAGCCGCCUUACCCGCGGGAGCAACGUACAUGAUCUCAAUGUACUACACCAAGAAGGAAGCCGCCAUUCGGUUCUCUUGGUUCUUCAAUUUCGCCCUAGCAGGUCCGUUCUUUUCGGGUCUCUUGGCAUAUGCCAUUAAUAAUAUCGACGGCGCUGGAGGUUAUCAAGGAUGGCGAUGGAUUUUCAUCAUCGAAGGAUUAAUGACUAUUGUAAUCGCCAUUCCGAUAUUGUUGUUCUGUCCCAACUUUCCCCAACAGGCCCAGCACUGGUUCUUGAAGCCCGAAGAACGCGAUCGUGUGGUGCGCCACCUGGAAGCAUCCCGCGGGGCUGAAGUCAAGGGAUCUCCGGUGGAUAACGUGCCCUGGUGGAAGGUUCUGCUCGAUUGGCGCAUCCACUUGUUCACCAUGUGUUUCUUUUGCUGCGACAUUACAGCCGCUUCCAUUUCUGCAUUCUCGCCGACCAUCUUGACCGAGCUCGGUUGGACAAACACGGUGGCUCAAUUGAUGACGAUGCCGGUCUGGGCAUCUGGAAUCAUCUCGUCCUUUACCGUCACGUAUCUGGCAUCUCGGUUCAACUUCCGGACCCCCUUUGUGAUUGGUGCCAUCUGCUGCCAGCUCGUCGGGUGGAUCAUCAUGCGCGUCUAUGUCCCUCAAGCUGGUGUUCGCUAUCUCGCCCUAUUCUUCAUGUCCAUGGGCACGUUUCCACAGAUGCCCAUCUUCAUGGCCUGGCUAUCGGCCAACCUGCGCGGCCACAAGUAUCUGGCCGUGGGUAUGGCGUGGAUGGUUGGCUUUGGAAACUGCGCCAACUUUAUCUCGUCCAAUGUUUUCAUCAAGGCCGAAGCUCCUAGAUAUGUCACGGGCUUCACAAAUGGUCUCGUGUUUACAAUUGUCGGGAUGCUGUUGACGCUGACAGGAUGCGCAUUGUUGGUGGUAAAGAACAAGAAGCGCGAGGCGGCUCGAGCGCGCAUGACUGAUUCGGAACGGGAGGCGUAUGAUGAUGUGUAUUUUAAGUUUGUUUUGUGA
Pestalotiopsis fici W106-1 is the source of this 1503-nucleotide messenger RNA. RefSeq lists its product as uncharacterized. Gene Ontology annotation, cellular component: plasma membrane. The transcript has 4 exons. NCBI's taxonomy places the organism in Eukaryota, Fungi, Ascomycota, Sordariomycetes, Amphisphaeriales, Sporocadaceae. The record is from RefSeq and is a predicted model, not a curated record. Gene Ontology annotation, molecular function: transmembrane transporter activity. Bases 1 to 1503 code for a protein of 500 amino acids. Gene Ontology annotation, biological process: transmembrane transport.